Messenger RNA from Larimichthys crocea (large yellow croaker), 6822 nucleotides. RefSeq names its product netrin 5 (gene ntn5). The record is from RefSeq and is a predicted model, not a curated record. Gene Ontology annotation, biological process: motor neuron axon guidance; animal organ morphogenesis; tissue development. Gene Ontology annotation, cellular component: basement membrane. Gene Ontology annotation, molecular function: protein binding. The coding region runs from base 4041 to 6515 and encodes 824 amino acids. Lineage: Eukaryota; Metazoa; Chordata; Actinopteri; Sciaenidae. The transcript has 7 exons.
UGACAGGAAACUCACUUUCAAAUAUCAAGUGGGUAACAUGUGUUUUUUUAUUCAAAAAAUGAAGUAAGUCGGGCUCAUGGGUAAAGGCAGAGGCGCAGAGACACCCUUAAUGUGUCCAUGUGGAGGUACUGUUGGCCCCUGGGGGCCACCACCACCACCACCACCACCCCUGCACACACACAUUGCGCACUGGAUUGUCAGUUUGCUGGAGGUGCAAACGUGAAGGACAAGAGGCCUUUAGCUAAAGAUACAAGCAGUGAUAAUCCAUUUUGUGCUGUCUGUUGCUUUCACCUCCGGGGGGGCUGCCCCACUAAAAUUAGAUUAUUACACCUAAAACAGAACUCCUGGAAUCUGCUCCGUGUGGAAUAACACACACACACACACACACACACACAGGCAGGAAUGCAGUUUGAGAAUACAGACCGCAUACGUACACCCUCCUCUUCUCCUCACCCGUAGACCAGUGUUGUAUUUCUGACCGGCUGAGGACAAUUGCAAAUUAACAAAGGUGUCAGUGUGGUAACAUACACUAACAGGUGCCUUGGUCCGGCUUCAAACAUGUAGGCUACGAGAGAGCUUAUAUAAUUGAUCAUAUUUAUUUAAAGGGUCUUAGAGCAGAGCUGCAAUGUAGAACCCUGGGAAAUCUUCCCAGCGACUCUCGGCCUGAUAUAAAGCUGUCUCUUUAAACUGCACGCCGUUUUGUUUGUUUGUGUUUGUUUGCGCAGUAACCACGCGAUUUACCCUUUUUAAAAAAAAAAAAAAAAACUCAUCACCAAGUAGCAAAAAAGCAAUUUUGGAUUUAACAUAUUUGCCUCCGUCUCGCUGGCCCAGAGCUGCUGCUGCCCAUGACGAGGAAUGUUAAAAUGUGUGAGACAGGGCCAAAUCCAGCUCAUCUGCUCACCAGAAACAGCUCCAGACCCAGACAGGGCCCACGGCUCUAAAGUGUGAACAGGCCAAAGAGAGUUAACAGGUAGCAGGAGAGAAUACCACACACACCAGACGUUUCAUUUCCUGCUGAAUCACAAUAAAUGAGUUCUCUGCAGCGGAAUAAAGCCAUAAAAACACAUUUAUAGGUCAAAACUCUGAUAUACUCCCAUGUUGCUACUCUUGAGUGAUCAUAUUUUACACCCAUUUAUUAUUAUUUUUUAUGUUCCUUGCACUUUCCUCUUUCCACUCUUGCAGCAGCCAUUAAAAAGGCAACAGAAAAUGAAGAAGUGUAUAAAUAAAAUAUAGAAAGACUUAAUCCAAACACGUACAAAUAAAGAUCUCCUUCCUGUUUCCUCUUGCAUCUUCUCUCACAGAUUCACUGUUUUGUUACCAGAGGGGAAUCACAUUUCCCUCCUUUACCCCUCCACGCUUUUAAAACUUACGACUUAUUAAUAAUAUUUGCAAUUAAUUUAGGUCGAAGGAGACACAUUAAAUCAGCUUUGAUUCAGUUUUCGUAGAAAGUUCACAUUCUUGUCAUUCUAGCCGUUCCAAACCAUAAAAACAAUGCAUUUGUCUCUCGUCCCUGACAUUUAUAUUUUGGCUUCCUCGAGUUCCCCAAGACCUACUUCAGCAAAAUGAAUAAUAGAAGGAGAAUUACAUUAGGAAAAUAAAUAUGGACUGCAGAGCACGAACAUGAGCGUCGCUCUCCUCGCUCUCCUCUGUUCGACUAUGCUGUAAACAUGCCCCCAGGUUGUCAGCAAGUAUUUUUCCAGCCCCUUGCCAGCCAAGCAUAGCUGCUUCUAAAGAUCACCCGCCGGAGAUGUUGAUCUCAUCUUACCACUAUUUGGCUGUAUAAGCUUUUUGAAAAGACAGACAUCGCUGCCAAGUUAUUUCAGAACCUUUUCUCUGAAACUUAAUGUCUCCAAAAUUGAGGCAUAUUUGUAUUUUUAGGGGUUAUUUCUUUGGCAUUUUGACCUCGACGUGAAUUUUUACGGGGGAGAAAGAAGGAAAAGGGUGUGAUGGCCUCUUUUAAGCGUGUGCUAUUUCUAGUCCUGAUAUGCAUUAACAAAAGAAUCGGUGUAAAACACAUUUUUGCAUUUUCCGUCGCUCAUCUUCGACGUAUUUUUCCUAGCUGUGUGAAUUUAUGGAAAGCAGCGGCGAAAAACCGUUGAAACCAUAUCCGGUGGGUUACGGUGGCGGUGCCAGACAGAUGAUCUGGUUUCGGAAGAGUCUGGAUUUGGCCUAGAGGGGCGCAUUAAAAACCCCAGGGGCCUCUCUCAGAUGAGCAUCCAUUUAUCAAAGUGGUUGUAAUGGGCUGAUGUUUAAUUAGUCAUGUAAUGUGACAAAGACAAGAGCAAGUGUAUGUCAUGGGAAUGUUAAACAACCGCCCCCUUUCUCUUCCAGCCUCAUGUGUUUCACUUGUCCCAACCCUGAACCCCAUACCCGCCUACGCUAGUUCGUCAUUCGUCAUCCAGAAUGAAUUCUUCCAGCACUUCCCUGAAUCCUCUGAUAACCUUUACUCUACUCAUAAUCCCUUUAACACUGCCGUCCCUUAUUACACAGCCUGAACACUGACACCAUAUGAAACAAGAGACCUAAUUAAUCACCCGAUCAACUAUAAGUCCUGCUUUUUAUCAGUGCGUUCAGGUUCCCGCGGGGCAUGUCUCGACACGUCAGGAAUGACCAACCGAUGCAUUCUGGACCCCAGGAAUGUGGCUUGGUGGCACCAGGGUCACAGUCAGACCGCUCAUCACUGCACCCUUGUUGCUUGUAGCGUUUCCUGUAGCAACACCACAAAACAGCGUCGCCUUAUAUGCCUAUGUGAUCUGGAUUUUUGUGCUCAGGUCGAUCCACUUUCUAAGCAAGCCUUUUGGCUUUUGGAGGUCAGGAGCAGAGCGGUUUGUCCGAAGGCAGCCGAGGGGAGUGCCAUGGCCUCCUCGGAGCUGUGUGGUCCCUGAGGGAAGCCUCAUAUUUCGGUCGUUGGCUAAUUGAGCGGGAUGACGAGGCCGGAGAGGCUCUCAGCCCCGUCCUCUCCUACGGGUUUGGUUUAUGCAGCCCUGCUGACUUUGCUGUCAGUGUCAAACGCUUGUUAGGACAUCAUCAAUCUCGCAGCAGUUAAGAAUAUUCCCAGAACAGAAUGAAGGGGGCAGGUGAUAGAUGGGCAAGGAGACGGAAGAGCAGAGGGGAAAAUAGUUGUUGGAAAUGUGGAAGGAACGUAGUUAUUGAUGAGAAAAUGACAGUCCUCUUAAUAAGCAAUAAAACAAUAACGACCCAGAAGUCAAAGCGGAACAACCUUCUUUGCAAGAAACAAGUACAAGAAGUGUUUGUUAAGAAUGCACUCCUGGGCUUCGUGCGAGCAGUAAAACAAUAAAUCACCGGUCCCAGAGAAAGUGCAUGCAUUGUUCGUUUUGUCCACAUGCCAAAAUUAACGCUCUCGGGUAUCAAAUCUUGACAGAGGAAUAAAUUACACUCAUCACCAGUUGUAACAGACAGGAAGGGAUUUGUUCGAGCUGCAGACGUACACAAGUCUGUGUUUGUCUUUACCACGGAAGUAUCCAUGUAGGGGCUCAAGCCGAACACACAUUUCGAUCUAUAAAUCAUUUCCCAACAUCCCCAAGACUAAUCUCCAACUCUUCUCCUUCCCUCUUGCCAUUUCGUUCUGUCUUCUUUCUCAUACCCUUCUUUUUCUGCUCAAUAACACUUCACACCGCUUCAUGCUCAGGCACGUCGCUCGGCUGCACCACUGACCGACGGUAAAGUGAUUUGAAAAGGAGAGCCAUAAACGUGAUGGAUGUGGUCCAGCUCGGGGUUUAGUCCCAGCUGUCGGGCAUGUUUUUUGUCAUUUCAGACAGACCCACUGGGUGCGCGCCCUUCUUCGCUCUCAUUCAUCCACUCUCUUCGUGGGGUUGAAAGGAGUUCUAAGACGAAUAUGUUCUUAAGGGCUGUCGGGGUCACAUGUUCAAACAAGUGGCCGACACUACUGUGAAGACCGGAGAUUACAUUUUUACGGGAUGAGAUCUUUACUGGCAUCUACCGAAAGCCAAUAAGGUGCAGUUUAAGUGAUGCAGUGAGCUGGUAUCGUGUGUUUUCAAUAAAGGCACAGGCUGGAUGACAUGAUGUUCCUACCCUUUUCCCUUCCCCCCUCCACCUCUCUUUUCCCUGUUUUCCUUCUACUACUCCUUUUCCUCCCUUCAUCCCUUGUCUCCUCUUCCCUUUCCCACACCCCUUUGAGUUGGGCUUCGCCUCAUGACCCCUGCUACUACCUCGACGGCCGCCCACGACACUGCCUGUCGGAGUUCAUCAACGCUGCCUAUGGUGUACCAGUCAAUGCUAGCCACUCUCUACAAGGGCCCGACUAUGACAGCAACAUCACCACUUUGACGGACCUGCACAACCCUCAUAACCUCACUUGCUGGAUGGCUCACAGGGGAUCUGACACCGGAGAAUGGGUACUAACACUACCUCUGGGACGCCGCUUUGAGAUCACCUACAUAAGUUUGCAGUUUUGCCAGCAGGGGGAGCCGUCGGACCCCAUCUCCAUCUCCAUCCUCAAGUCAAUGGACUAUGGGCGCACCUGGAGGCCGAUGCAGCACUACUCCAACGACUGCCUUGGGAACUUCGGAUUGCCCUCUCACACGGUGGCCCAAACAAGACACCAAGAGACAGAGCCCCUCUGCUCAGACCCUAGACCCCUGCAGAAGCAAAGAGGCGGCAUGGUGCUGGCCUUCUCCACCCUGGACGGGCGGCCAUCCUCUUCUGAUUUUGACCACAGCCACACCCUCCAGGACUGGGUGACAGCUACAGACAUCCGUAUUGUCUUCCACCAGGUUUCCAAAGACACCAAGGUGAGCAACUUGCAUAAGAAGAAGGAAGAAGUACGAUGGCGUGAUGGCGCAGAAGAUGACAGAGGUACUGGACUUCUGAGGUGGCGACCAGGCCACAAGGGGCGCAAUGGAGAUCAGGUCGACAAAAUAAACACAGAAAAUACACUGGCAUUUUUUGACAGGGAAAACUCAGAGAUAAGGGGGAAGAACAGAGGGGAGAAAACGGACAAACAUGGAAGGAAGGUCCAUGACAAAGGGUCAGAUCAAGAGGAAGAUGGACACAAUGUGACCAGCAAGGAAGGGGGUGAUAGCUUUAGCAUGGACUUGCUCGCCUCUUCAAAGAAAGGCGGGAAAAUCAGAGGGCGUGGCCGCAAGAAGGAUAACAAUCAGUGGCUGCCUUGCCCCAAUGGGGGUUGUAAUUGGACAGUUGAGGGGCGGAGCAGGAACAACAAGGGGCGGGAACUGAGGAAGAGGAGGAACAAUAAUGUCAACACCAAACAAAGCUCCAGGAAUCUGCAGGUGACCCCACCCGCUACUUUUAUCUCUGCUGCCCGAGCGCCUCUGGCCCUCUCGGACCUGCAAGUUGGCGGCAGGUGUAAAUGUAACGGACAUGCUUCCAGGUGUCGGCGUGACGACACAGGCCGAGCAGUUUGCAUGUGCGAGCAUCACACGGCAGGGCCCGACUGCGACGUGUGUGAGGAUUUCUAUUGCGACAGACCGUGGCAUCGAGCUACACCCACACACCCAAACCCCUGUGUUGCCUGCGAGUGUAACGGCCAUUCAAAUAAGUGCCGCUUCAGCAUGGAGGUGUUUCAGCAGUCGGGCCGGCAUAGCGGAGGCGUGUGUCAGAAGUGUCGCCACCACACGGCUGGACGCCACUGCCAGUAUUGCCAGAACGGAUACACCCGUGACCACAGCAAGCCGCUGAACCACCGCAAGGCCUGCCAAUCAUGUCAGUGCCACCCUUUGGGUGCAGUUGGUGGCUGGUGUAACCAGACAUCGGGUCAGUGUCUGUGUCGAGAAGGUGUGACCGGCCUCAGGUGUAACCGCUGUGCCCCGGGAUACAAACAGGGCAAAUCCCCUCUGAGGCCCUGCAUACGAAUCCAAGAGGUCGCUCCUACCCCGGUGUACCAGCCUCAGUACAGCAUAGCGGAGGAGUGUGUUUCAUACUGCCAGCCUUCUCAGGUUAAAGUCAGGAUGAACUUGGAGACGUAUUGUCUCAAGGACUACGUGCUGAAGGUGCAGGUGAGAGGGAUGGAGCGUUCGGGUCCCUGGUGGCAGUUCUCCAUCUCCGUCCAAACCGUCUUCCGCAUUGGCUCCACCUCCCGUGUACGUAGAGGCCCUCACUCGCUCUGGGUCCCUGACCGUGACCUCAGCUGUGGCUGCCCGGCCCUCAACGUGGGGCGGACUUUCCUCCUGAUUGGUGCAGAGGAAGGGGAGCGAGGCUGGGGCCCUGAGGAGAGUCGCCUGGUGGCGGACCGCUCCACUUUGGCCCUCCAGUGGCGGGAACACUGGAGCCCUAAACUGAGGGGCUUCCGGGGGCAGGACAAGAGGGGGCGCUGCCCGGCAAAAUCCUCCAAUAACAACCAACACCAUCACAGGGAGCAAACAAAAUCUAAGUACAUCCCGCCUCACCUGCUGACUGAGAAAGACCCUCAAACCUCAGAGGCACCUCACGUACACUCGCACACAGGCGGCGAGGUUACAUCCACCCUCUCGCCAACUACACCUACUCUGGUGUGCUCUACUCCAGAUCACGGAUGAAAAAACAAAGAGCACAAGGAGAUGUAAAAACAAGAUUAUACAAGAAGACUCUUUGGCAAAAAGAGAAGAUCAUUUUUACAGUUUUUCCUGAACGCCUCAGGAGAAACAGGCAACACAAACACGCCUGUUUAUGUGACGUUCAAGUGCUUAACUAAAAAUGUGAAGACACACGUUUCCUCAUGUGUUUUACAGCAAAACUCACCCAUGAUGAAAAUAUUCAAAACCCCCACCAACAAAUAUUGGUGCUAUGUGAAAUAUUACAGUUACAAGAGUUUUAAUAUUUUAUAUUAAAGUCUGAUUAAGUGAA